AUGACCGACUCGACCAUCGUCCUGAUCACCGGCGCCAACUCCGGCAUCGGCUACGCCACCACAAAACUCCUCGCUUCUUACCCAAACUACCACAUCAUAAUGGGUUGCCGCGACGUGCGCAAGGGCGAACAAGCCCUCAAAGAAAUCCAGCAGAGCCUAUUACCGCAAAGCACACUCUCCGUUCUCGAGCUCGACGUCACAAACGACGCCUCCAUCGCCACAGCAACCGAAACUGUCGAAUCCCAACACGGCCGCAUCGACGCCUUCAUCAGCAACGCCGGCACGACCGCGCAAUCCAGCACGGGGCGCGCCAAGUACCAAGCAAUCUUCGAAACGAACGUGUUCGGGGCGGUGCUCGCCUCCGAGGCAUUCAUCCCGCUGCUCCGGAAAUCUCCACGCUCGACGUAUCUGAUCCAGGUGUCGAGCGCGUUGGGGUCUGUUGGGCUUGCGGCGGAUUCGGAGAGUCCGUUGUAUAAUGUUCCAUGGGAUCUGUACCGCAUGAGUAAGGCGGCGCUCGAUAUGGCGACUAUUCAGAUGCAUAAGCGGUUGAAGGAGGAGGACUCCAAUGUGCGGGUUUUUGCGUUUUGUCCUGGUUUGGUGCGCUCAAGGUUGCGUGGCGAGUCGGAGGAGCAGAUUAGUGCGCAGGGGACUGCGGGCGAUCCCAUGGAUUCGGCGAGGGCGCUUUUGCGGGUGUUGCGCGGGGAGAGGGAUGCUGAUGUUGGGGGGUUUGUGCAUGCUAAUGGGACUUGGCCUUGGUAA
Molecule: messenger RNA, 759 nt
Organism: Penicillium alfredii
Lineage: Eukaryota; Fungi; Ascomycota; Eurotiomycetes; Eurotiales; Aspergillaceae
Exons: 2
Coding region: 1-759 (252 amino acids)
Source: RefSeq, a predicted model, not a curated record